This is a messenger RNA of Harmonia axyridis, 2546 nucleotides long. RefSeq lists its product as uncharacterized. The transcript has 6 exons. NCBI's taxonomy places the organism in Eukaryota, Metazoa, Arthropoda, Insecta, Coleoptera, Coccinellidae. The record is from RefSeq and is a predicted model, not a curated record. The coding region runs from base 249 to 1394 and encodes 381 amino acids.
CACUUUGUAUUACUCAUUCACAGUUGCCUCACCUUUGCCAUGAAACGCUAACAGGCAGACGGUCACUUAAAUUACAGGUGGUAGGACUACCUAUGUAGAAGCAAUGACGUAAACCUAAGAUUCGCGAAAAGGCUACGUUUGAUUCUUAAGAACUUUUCAUCAUAGGGCGCGAAAUUUCCAAGUGAUUUUUUUACGGUGGUGACAAAAGGGAGUAUUCAAAUCAUCAAGAUGUAGAUGUCAAAAUAACCAUGGCUUUAGUGAAUUCUUGUUUUUGUUGUGGUGUGCCUAUAGCAGCUGGAUUUUUUACUGUUUACCUUUUGAUCGCCUACUUGAUAGCGUUCGCUUUCGAGUUGCUAUGGAUUCUGGAAUCCAGCUCGAACCUUCCUGUUGCGGCAGUCCUGCUCUGCGCUGGGUAUUUCACAAUGGCUUUGUUCGCAGCUUUGUUGGUUCAUGGUUUGGCUACGAAAAAUACUUUAUGUCUCAUAGCAUGGAUGUUUGCAGUAACAAUACUCACCUUUCCAGAAGCUGGCUUGGUUUUCUACAUGAGUGUACAGUAUUGGAAAGUACAAAGUCUCUACGGACUGACAGAAUUAAUAUGCUGGUUUGUGAGAAUCGUGGUGAACGUUGUCCAACUGGUGCUAGUCCAAUCUUUAUUUACAAUGUGGAAAGAUGAGGAACUAGUCGAUAAAAGGUUGAGGGAACUCAACGUCCAAGGCGUGCCUGUACAAAUGGAAGGAUCAGCUACUUUGAAUAGUCAAUAUUACCAAAAUAACGCGUAUGCUCAAUCGGUGGAAAGUCUGAACUCCAUAGGAAUAAAGAGGACAUUACCCUCUUCGCACAUUUGGAAUGGUGCAAACAUGCCAAAUAACAUCAAUGUUCCUCUAGAGAAUUACUAUUUCACAACACAGAGCGAAUUCAAUGCCAGUGUUUUUGUGCCAAAUCAAGCAGAUCCCGAUGAUUCUGUUCCUAUGUCCAAAAAAUCUCAAUCCAUGAUGGACCUUAGAGCUUUAGAUGAUAACACCUCUUUAUCGAGAUACAGACUUAGUAGAUGGACCCAAUAUCCACCGCCAAUGAGAGAAAAAAGUUCGGUGGUGCAAUCUAAUUAUAACCUAAGCUUGAGGAGCAACAUCAAUCGUCAACAGAGGACAAAACUACCCAGGUUUGCUUCUAUGGAUGCCUUAGAUAGCAGCGACAAAAACAGCCAUAUCAUAAGAAACCGUACAGGAUUUUAUGCUCAACCUAUAGAAAACUAUGGUGUUCCAAUUUACUACGGACCACUUGAUGGACCAGACUUUCUAAUUUAUAAAAAACAAAUGGAUAAGUUGACCAGUAGGAAUUCUUUGAGCAACGCUUCCGUUGACGAUGUGCAGAAAUACAGAGAUGUUGCAUUAUAAAUAUAUGUAAAAACAUACUACAAAGAGUGCAAGAAGUUUUGAGAGACUAAAAUGAAAAAUAUGUAUUCCAAAAGAUUUGAGUUAAACUCUCAUUUGUAAACUAAAUUAUCUUUUGAAUUCAAUUGCAACAGUACUUAAUUCUUGGAGAACAUAUUACCAUCAGUACAUACGCUUGUUCUUACCAAAAUACCACAGGAUUUUUUUAAAAGAAUCUAGGCGAGUUAGUACACCUAGAAGUACAUCUAAUGGGGCAAUGACAUGUUUUUAUACUUUAUGAAACGUGAAUGGUACGCUAUUAAUUCAAUUACAGCAAAUAUUUCUACAGCCAUUUGUACCUGUAACUAUGACAUUAAAAUCCACUACUUGUAAAUCAAACAUGCUUUACUAAUUACCAAACAUAAUCUUUGUCUUGACCAGUUCUUAAAAAUGUAAUAGCAAGAAUCAAUUCAAUCAUAGGAUCAAAUGAAAGUUGAACUUCGACUAAAAAUAACAUAUUUUAAAAUAUGCAAACUCUAACCAAAAACGUAUAUUUUUCAACUAAAGAUGGAAUAAAAAAAGUCAUUAAUAUUUGACAGAGGGUUCGCAGACUACUUUGUUAUACUUCAUGAAAUUUUUUACAUUGGAGAAAUUUCAUUGAAAUAUUUUCUGUCUGUAGAAUAACUGAAAAUAAUUUAUAUGUGAAAUUAUACCAAUAAUUAACCACUCUCAGUGCCACUGAUGGUGUGAGUUUGUCUUACUACUGUAUAUAGGCCAAAGUCCAAUUUAUUCUUGUACUUAUCAAGUAUGAAUUUUAAUUGAUAAUUCAAUGGAAUUGCAAAUAUUUUCAUGAAGAUAAAUGAGGUGCUAGCAAGGAAGAAAAAUUAACAAUGAAGGUUUCCUUAUUUGUAAAUAAUGGUUCAGUUUACCAAUAGCGGAACAGUGUUAUUUUGUUAAGUUUCGCUAGUGAAGUAAAUAAUCUGUGAUAAUUUUAUUGUACCCUUUCAAUCUAAAAAUAAUACUUAGAAUAGGGUGAAGUAGCUUUUUGCAGAUAUAUUUUACUAAUCAGUUAGUCAUCUGGAAUUUGUAGGAUUAUUUUUGUGUGCUACUAAAGUGCCAUUUUAUAUAACUUAUAAAUACAAUAAAUGUGAGAAAAUAAACAAUUGAGAAGUCUUA